AUGAACCUUCUUUCUCUUGUCAAGUUUGUGGCGUACCUGGCUAUUGUCUACUCUGUGUUCAACGCGCUCUUUGUGCACUGGCUCCCACGCUUCUACGUCUUUGACAAGGAUGUCUUGAAGCAGCUUUCCCAGGACGUGCUCAACAACCACCCAGAGGGCAACAUCACCGCGAUAAUGACCGAUUUAGCGGUUAGCAUCAAGGCGGAAUAUGGUGACAUUAUCAAUGACCUCAACUUCGACGACUGGGUGUAUAACGUCGCAGGUGGUGCCAUGGGGACCAUGUUCAUCCUCCACGCCUCCAUCUCCGAAUAUUUGAUUUUCUUUGGCACUGCCGUUGGGACCGAAGGCCACACCGGUAUUCACUUUGCAGACGACUACUUUACCAUUCUUAAGGGUGAGCAGCGAGCAGCCGGCGCGGGUGCCUUGGAAACCGAAAUGUACUAUCCAGGUGACCAGCACCACUUGCAGAAAGGUGUUGCCAAGCAAUACGCAAUGCCACAGAAUUCCUGGGCCUUGGAAUUGGCGCAGGGUUGGAUUCCAGCCAUGCUUCCGUUCGGGUUCUUGGAUACCUGUUCGUCCACCUUGGAUUUCACUGCCUUUGGAAGAACCACCUACUUCACGGGCUUGGAUAUGGUGAAGAACUUACUCAGAGGAAAAUUCUAG
Molecule: messenger RNA, 663 nt
Organism: Babjeviella inositovora NRRL Y-12698
Lineage: Eukaryota; Fungi; Ascomycota; Pichiomycetes; Serinales
Gene: ERG2
Product: C-8 sterol isomerase
Exons: 1
Coding region: 1-663 (220 amino acids)
Biological process (GO): ergosterol biosynthetic process
Cellular component (GO): endoplasmic reticulum
Source: RefSeq, a predicted model, not a curated record